Molecule: messenger RNA, 518 nt
Organism: Argiope bruennichi
Lineage: Eukaryota; Metazoa; Arthropoda; Arachnida; Araneae; Araneidae
Exons: 2
Coding region: 71-505 (144 amino acids)
Source: RefSeq, a predicted model, not a curated record
AUAAAAGCAAUCCAAAUCGAUAUCGGAAACUAUUUACAAUUGGUGCUGAACAACAGUUACAACCAUAAAUAUGCUUACAAAAGUCAUUAUCUUGUGCACUGCAUUGACAAUUGCUUGUGCUUCUUUAAUCGGGUCAUCAAGUUUUGGAUCACCUAAUAUUGCACCAGGAAUCUAUGGUAUCGCUGGAAGAGGAAGAGUUUCCCCUUCUGUUCCAGUUGUAUAUGCUGGUAAUGGAAUCUACGGCAAUAGACGAAUCGAUGGAUAUGGAAUUGGCGCCUCAGUUCUUUCAGAUCCCGUCGGAUAUCUAGGUCACCCAGCCAUUAACAGCAGAAGUAGCUAUGGCUAUGGAAAUGGUGCCCUUAUUGCUGCAGGCCCUGUCGGAUAUUCUGGACAAGGAGCUAUCGGAGGUAGUGGAACCCGAGGUUAUGGAAUUGGCAUUGAAAGCACCUUCGGUGCUCCAAAUGGUAUCAUAAAAGGAGCUUCUUCCAUUGAGAAAAUCUAUUAGUAAUUAGUUUGUU